Molecule: messenger RNA, 999 nt
Organism: Babesia microti strain RI
Lineage: Eukaryota; Apicomplexa; Aconoidasida; Piroplasmida; Babesiidae
Exons: 1
Coding region: 1-999 (332 amino acids)
Biological process (GO): regulation of DNA-templated transcription
Molecular function (GO): DNA-binding transcription factor activity
Source: RefSeq, a predicted model, not a curated record
AUGAAUGAUAUAUUAGCAGCGGCAAAUGUACCUAAUACCCGGGCAGAAGCGUUUAAACAUCUUUGGAAGAUGCUAGUAUCUUCGGGGGAAUCAUAUAAUCAUAAAUUACUAAUCCCACUUCUAGAGUCUCUUGAAAAGAAUAGAUGUGAUGAAAUCGAUUUUAAAUCAAUUUAUGAUCCCUGUGGAGAUGAUAUUGAAUUUCCUAUAAAUUUCAACCUGCAAAAAUUGAAAUGUGUUAAGGGGAGACCUGGAAUGCCAUACCCCGAAAGAGUUUUAUAUAGAUUAGCCGCUAAAAGGAUUCCGAAAUACCAGGGAAUAACUUUUGAUAACAAUCAAAUUAGAUGGAUUGCAUACUGGAAGAAUGACGCAGGUAAACAGACACAAAGACAUUUUCCAGUCUACAAAUUUGGGUUUUUAAAAGGGUUAGAAAUGGCAAUAGAUUUUAGAGAAAUGCAGAAUAAUAUAAUCAAUGUUUGCAACAAAGAGAAAGUGCCAAUUUCUAAAAUGAUUGAAUCAGAAAUACCAUCAAGCCUAGAAUUAAAUGAUAUAACCCCCAAACUAUACAGCACAUGUAGUAUAAGUGUGGAUAAGACAGCAGAAUUUAAAGCUAAAAAACAGAAACGGAGUAGGCAAAAUCAUUUGUAUAUUAACGAUAAUUAUGCUCAAUUUGCACAGUUUUACGUGAAAAAUUUAGAAGACAGAAUAUUUGACUUCAAAAACAUCCCUAAAUAUUCAUAUUUAGAAAAAUCAAAUCUACAUAAAACACAGUUUCCAAAUUAUCAAUAUUCAAGAGAUAUAAAUCCAAUGUAUCCAUUUGAAUUAACAAGUAAAUAUAUGGAAUAUGCAAGACAACACUGCCAGGAAAGCAUUAAAAUUCACGAUUGUGAAUUAUCCAGCUUUACAUCUACCAAAUUAAACAACUUAGAAUAUUGUUUUUGUAAUUGCAUAGCCAAUGGCGCUGUGUGUAGUGAAAACUUGUUGAAUUUUAUGAAAAACUAG